AGCUCAACAAUCUCCAUUUUGUGCCAGCCUUCAAGCAGAGUGAAUCGAGGUCGUACUUGUGUAAAGACAAGACUCCAGAAUACAACAGAGAAAAACGCUAGUCGACGAACAGCUCGCUAACCAAGUUAUUAUCCUUAAGGAAGGGAAAUCUUAUCGUAUGUCCGCUAUCCAGAACCUCCAAACCUUUGACCCCUUUGCUGAUGCAACUAAGGGUGAUGAUCGACUCCCAGCGGGGGGAGAGGACUACAUCCACAUAAGAGUCCAGCAGAGGAACGGCAGGAAGACGCUCACUACUGUCCAGGGCAUUUCCACCAACUAUGAUAAGAAAAAGCUAGUCAAGGCUUUCAAGAAGAAGUUUGCCUGUAACGGCACAGUGGUUGAGCAUUCAGAGCAUGGUGAAGUAAUCCAGCUGCAGGGAGACCAGCGCAAGAAUAUUCGCCAAUUCCUGAUCGACGUUGAUCUGGCUAAAGAGGAGCAGCUCAAAGUCCACGGCUUCUAAAAGAGCUGUUUAGACUGCCCCUAUCCUUCCCAUCCCUAAUCCUGACAGCCACACCCCCUUUGUCCCCCUUCCCUCCCCCCUCUCUUCCUCCCUCCCCCCUAACCCUCCUAUGUGCUGCUGUGGUGGCUCCCCUCAUUUCUCUAGCUCCACUUAGCUAACAAGCCAAUUACCUCUGAAAGCAUGGAACUCUGUAAAAAAGCCCCGCUCCGACACCUGGGGGCUCCCUCGCAACAAAGUGUCACCACCGCGCCACACGACAUCAGGGACGGGUGGUGAUGACUUCUUCCUUCCUUUUAUCUCCUGAGGUCCCCCUUUUUUUAGGUUUUGUGCUACAUUAAUAUGGCACCGUUUCAUGUAACUGUUUUUUGUUUUGUACUACAAGGUGCUUCAAUAAAAUGAGUCUCCAUGAA
Gadus macrocephalus (Pacific cod) is the source of this 909-nucleotide messenger RNA. RefSeq names its product eukaryotic translation initiation factor 1 (gene eif1). Gene Ontology annotation, cellular component: eukaryotic 43S preinitiation complex. NCBI's taxonomy places the organism in Eukaryota, Metazoa, Chordata, Actinopteri, Gadiformes, Gadidae. The record is from RefSeq and is a predicted model, not a curated record. The coding region runs from base 158 to 499 and encodes 113 amino acids. Gene Ontology annotation, biological process: translational initiation. The transcript has 4 exons. Gene Ontology annotation, molecular function: ribosomal small subunit binding; RNA binding; translation initiation factor activity.